Molecule: messenger RNA, 4509 nt
Organism: Notolabrus celidotus (New Zealand spotty)
Lineage: Eukaryota; Metazoa; Chordata; Actinopteri; Labriformes; Labridae
Gene: nr2f6a
Product: nuclear receptor subfamily 2, group F, member 6a
Exons: 6
Coding region: 1152-2369 (405 amino acids)
Biological process (GO): negative regulation of transcription by RNA polymerase II; anatomical structure development; cell differentiation
Molecular function (GO): zinc ion binding; RNA polymerase II cis-regulatory region sequence-specific DNA binding; nuclear receptor activity
Source: RefSeq, a predicted model, not a curated record
AGCUUUGCUUGAUCUCUCUUUCAAAUAGGUUGGAGGACAACACACAAGGAGGGAAAAGGCAAGCAAACGCAGAGAAAUCCAUCCUUUCUUGAAUCAAAAUUUGAUUUCUGGACUGGGCGAGAGAGAGGGGGGGAAGAGCAGCACACGUACCUUCCACCCCCACCUCUCACACACAGCGAGGAAAAGCAGCACACUGGGCUAGGCCGCAAGUCAUUAGUUCUUGGUGGACAAGCACUGACAAAAGGCUGGAGGGAGAAGCCUGCAUGAGGGGAAACCUCCACAGGAACCAUGGAGGGCUGAGGGAAACCAGAAGGACGCUUUUCUAGGUUUUUGUUUUGAGAAAAGCAGCAAAGAGGACACUGCCACAGCCGGUCUGAGAAGACACCGAUCACUUCCUUGUGUUGUGUAUUUCGAGGGGCAGUCCACAUCGCUCUUCUCCCACGACCACAUGAAGUGAUGUUUUUGUUGUGCGGACAUCGACUGGUUUUACUUCACUUGGGAUUUCUUCAUUGUGGGUCAAAAUGCUGCCGCUGCUGAGAGGAUUACAGCAGCAUAGAGGAGCUGUGUCUGCAGCCUUGCAAGAUCUAGAGCGAGAAAAGGAUUUAUUUAUCUCCCAGUAAGGGGGGGAGGCUACAAGACAGAGCAUAUUCGAGAGGUGCCUCGACUGAAGCGUGACAGCGAAGGACUGGGCAGCUCGAGCAGGAUUUUCUCAGGGACAGGAGAAAAAAAGAGGACACAGCAGCACAACAUUUGGAUAGAAGAAGGAAGCGGUGGAAGUGAAAACCACAGGCAUGCAGAUCUAAAAAGUUGUCACACUGAGACUGUUUCCAGGUCAUAGUGGAGUAGGAGGAGACAAAACUGGUCUUGUUUUUUUUUUUUCUUUAGUCAAACCGUCCUCAAUGCUGUAGCCUAUUUUCCUCUCAUUGACAUCUGCUUGUUAGACCUGAGGAGUGGUUGCCUUUUUUGCAGUUCUACAAUUAAAUUAUCUUUAUUGACAAAUGAAAUCACAGGCGAGCAGGAAGUACUGAUUCUCUUCAGGCACUAGGGGGGAAAACACAAUCUGGAUUUUGGAUGUUUGUGUUACCUUGACAGCAACCAGAAAUCUUGGCUGCCUGUCCCAUUUUCUUCCUCGGUGGUUCGGUGACCAAGCGAUGGCCAUGGUGAGUGGGGGCUGGGGAGAUCCCAACGGGGGCACAAACGGACUUGGGGACAAGAGCUACUUAAGGGGCGAAGAGGAGGACGGUUCACCUCAGGCGGGGGGCAGCGACAUGGAGGCCGGAGACGACGACAAGGCCUGCGUGGUGGACUGCGUGGUGUGCGGGGACAAGUCCAGCGGCAAGCAUUACGGAGUGUUCACGUGCGAGGGCUGCAAGAGCUUCUUCAAGAGGAGCGUCAGACGAAACCUCAGCUACACAUGCAGGUCAAACAGAGAGUGUCAGAUCGACCAGCACCACAGGAACCAGUGCCAGUACUGUCGACUGAAGAAGUGUUUCCGUGUUGGCAUGCGCAAAGAAGCAGUUCAACGCGGUCGCAUCCCACCUCAGCCAAGCCUCAGCCCCUCAAUCACGCCCAUAGGUGGUGCCAGCGGCCUUGGAGGUGAGUUCUAUAACAACAACAACAACGGAGGCAGCGGAGGAGGUCAGCCAGUGUCAGAACUCAUUUCCCAGCUGCUGCGAGCCGAGCCAUAUCCCAGCAGUCGCUAUGGACACCAGUACAACCAACAGGCGGGUCCCGAUAACGCCAUGGGGAUUGAUAACAUCUGCGAACUAGCUGCUCGACUGCUCUUCAGCACCGUGGAGUGGGCCAGAAACAUCCCAUAUUUCCCUGAACUCCCCGUCUCAGAUCAGGUGGCCCUGCUGAGGCUGAGCUGGAGCGAGCUCUUCAUCCUCAACGCAGCCCAGUCAGCCCUGCCGCUCCAUAUGGCUCCCCUGUUAGCGGCUGCCGGCUUCCACUCCUCGCCCAUGUCAGCAGAGCGCGUGGUGUCCUUUAUGGACCAGGUGAGGGUGUUCCAAGACCAGGUGGACAAGCUGACCCGGCUACAGGUGGACUCAGCCGAGUACAGCUGUCUGAAGGCCAUCGCACUGUUCUCACCAGACGCCUGCGGUUUAACAGACCCGGUCCACGUGGAGUCUCUGCAGGAGAAGGCUCAGGUGGCUCUGACAGAGUAUGAGAGGAUGCAGUACCCGAGUCAACCUCAGCGCUUCGGACGCCUGCUCCUGCGCCUCCCUGCUCUGCGGGCAGUCCCCGCUAACCUCAUCUCACAGCUCUUCUUCAUGCGCCUGGUAGGAAAGACUCCCAUCGAGACGCUGAUCCGCGACAUGCAGCUCUCCGGAAGCUCCAUCAGCUGGCCGUAUGUCCCGGGACAGUAGCUCCCACCCAUCACGUACGAGGUCUCCGUCUGGGAUUAGUGACGACAAGGACCCACAGGAAACCUCCUGACUCAUCACUUUCCAUCUGUGUGGUUAUGAAACUGCAGCGCCAGCUGGCCGUCAUACGUACUGUACUGAAACCGCUCUAUUCCCUUUCAUGAAACGCGUUCUCUGUCUCCCGAGAAGAGAGGUAAAGAUGCCAGGUUGGAUCUGUCUUGUUGCCAGCCCGCUCGGUCUGGUGCCAGAUCUCAGGCCAGAGACCAGAUCCUCAUGCUGGGUCCCGAUAUGGUCGUCACAGCUAGUCAUGUACCACCCACACGCCACAGUGACAAAAGACGCCGCUGUUUUUAUGUAGAGGGCAGCAGCACCCCGCUACAAACACUUCAAGAGGACAAAACUGUCCCGCCACUGAAGCGCUGGGCUCAUUUUUCAUGGCUCACCAUUUGUGAUACAGUGAUCUUUUUAUCCACACAGCUGAAAACAUUACAACACAGCAUCAAGGUUAUCAUGGAGCUAAAUGGAUAGUAAUACAUGUGAGGAAGCUGUGGUUGUGCUGUGAAUGAAAUGCAAGACACAGCACCAAAAGAUAAAACCACAAACUCACUGCAAAGGAACGAUUCAAAUGGAACAGAAUGAAAUUAAACAAAGAAAGAAAAAUCACCAAAGUCUAUCGAAACAUCCUCAGAGAUCGUUUUUAAAUCAUGAGUACACAAUGCAGAGGACAUGAACCACCUGUUUAUGACUGCCUGACCAUCAUGUGAACAAUGCAUUUACAUUCAUCCACAGGGCUCACUGUUGCUGUAUCUAAAGACAAUUGGAGAAAAAAGAAGUGACAUGAGAAUGGACUAUUACCUCACAAGACAUCAGAAUGCUUUAGUCUGAUAUUUCCUAAACACAAACCUCUGUAAACGUUGUUCACCAGAAACCGCCUUCUUUUGAAAAACUGCCUUGUUAUUCAGUACAAAUUUGGGACACUUCUGAGCAUAACAAACAUUCAUCUUGGAUCUUUUUAGAGAAAGAUCCCCAAAGUGAUUUUCACUCGUGUUUUGACAAACUUCAUAUGUUGAAUUCAGCUAUUAUAUAUUGUUUGGAUGGUUUUUUUUUCUUUCUUUUAUGAGUAUCGGCAGGCUGACAUCAACUCGGGCUCUAAUUGAACAUCUCCAGAUAAUACGAGUUUUCCACAAACACAGUUGGUGGUGAGAAAGUAAAAGCCAACACUACCAGUUAAGUAUGAGUUUACGUAGAUCAAUGCUGUUUUUAGGGGGAUCUGUCCUUUGAAGAAAGUAUUGACGUGUAUAUAUAUUGAGGCCAACUUUGUCUUUUUGCAUGUUCAGAUGUUGUUUUGGAUCUCUGCUAAAUCGAGACAGUUUGAUUCUUUUCUAUUUCAUAAUUCAACUUUCAUUUAUAUAUUGAGUAUUACUUUCACUGUUAGCUCUUAAAUGCUUUUUUCUAUUUGUAUUUACAUGAAAAUACCUCUUGCAUCUAUUCAGAUGUCAAAAAAAGAAGCUUACCUUCAUGCCAUUACAGCUGAUAUGAUAUAGAGAUGUUCAUGCUCUCAUUUUCAAGCACCCGAGUGAGUCUCUGCUGCUGUGAGAUGACGCUGUAAUGGAUAAAAAUCUGGUGGGGAGAAAAAAAAAAUACAUGCACUUGGAGGAUGUUCAAAUGCCAAAACAUCACAUGAUCAGCGACUUGAUAAAAGACGACAGGCCCUGAUUAGCUGGUCCACCAGGAUUUACCUCAAACGGGUGUUUCAAGAGGCAUGUUUACAAGCUGACAAGCUAUGUAUUGGAAAGAAAAGAGCUAAAUCAAAUCUAAAAUCAGACGCAUUUUUGACAGAUGUAUCCCUGCUUCUUGAUCUACCACCAGGCCUUUGAAAGUUGUACAGAUGUCCUUCUGUAAGGCAACAACUCAUUCAAUCAUGUCAUCACAAAAUAAAAAAUUAAAUAUACUAUUAAUGUUUUCUUAUCUUUGUGUUACUGAGUUCUUAAAUUUCUAAAGUUUUCUGUGUACGGCAAAUUAUCGAAAGAAUAAAAAGAUGAUAAUGUGUCUUUUGUUCAGUUUUUGUUAUUUGCAAACUACUUGAAAAAGUGUUGUAAUUACAUCUGUAUGAAGAAUGCCAAAUAAACACUGCAACAUGUGC